Molecule: messenger RNA, 1002 nt
Organism: Penicillium soppii
Lineage: Eukaryota; Fungi; Ascomycota; Eurotiomycetes; Eurotiales; Aspergillaceae
Gene: phoB
Product: regulatory cyclin phoB
Exons: 1
Coding region: 1-1002 (333 amino acids)
Biological process (GO): regulation of cyclin-dependent protein serine/threonine kinase activity
Cellular component (GO): cyclin-dependent protein kinase holoenzyme complex; nucleus
Molecular function (GO): protein kinase binding; cyclin-dependent protein serine/threonine kinase regulator activity
Source: RefSeq, a predicted model, not a curated record
AUGUUGGCGUCUUCGCCCUCGCCUUCACAGGCCGCUUUGCGUUCCCCGCUUCCUUCAACGGGUUCGCAUUCGCAUUAUGAGCCUUCUGCUCCACAAUUCAAUAGCCCUCGAUCAUCACGUAUGGUUGAAGAACUCCGGUCGGCCUUGAACCGGCAUACCGUCGAUCCCUCCCCUGAAACCUCAGCCAGACGCGCUUCUACAUCUGCAUCUGACGCCCGGAAGAACACUUCGGCCUUGGCCUCGCAACCAGUCGCCGCUUCAACCGCUUCGCCUACAAACCCUCUCACUGCCCCCUCGAUGCCCGCCCCUAUCGCUUCCAACAAGCGCAAUAGCAAAAGCGACCAUCACCCGGAUGCGACGCCGGCCGAUUAUGAUGGCCAAGACUUGGAAAGGUCGCAGUCUAAGCGUCUGCGUGCCUCCAAGCCUGAUGUCAAGAUUUUGCCCACGGAGUACGAAUUGGCGGAACCCCGUGACAUGGUCGUGCUGAUCUCCAGUAUGCUCAUGGAGUUGAUCCGAUUCAAUGACAAGAUCCCUCUACACCAAGGCCGUUUGACUCGCUUCCACUCGCGCUCGCCGCCCCGAAUUUCCGUCCAAGAUUACCUGCAGCGUCUUACCACCCACGCCACCCUCUCACCCCCUAUCCUCCUCAGCAUGGUCUACUACAUUGAUCGACUGUGCGCACUAUACCCCGCUUUCACCGUCUCCAGUCUCACCAUUCAUCGAUUCCUGAUUACCAGCGCCACAGUCGCUAGCAAGGGACUCAGCGACAGUUUCUGGACCAACAAGACAUAUGCUCGAGUGGGCGGAAUCGGCAUGACGGAAUUAGCCAUGCUGGAACUAGAAUUCCUGUUCAAAGUCGAAUGGCGCAUCGUUCCACAACCAGAAGUGCUUGUGGAUUACUACCAGAGCCUCGUCGAUCGAUGCGACGGGUUCGAAAUUGAACGCCCCUGCGAGAACGGCGACUCGAUGGCUGGUCCUACUGGUAUGGCUCCAGCGUCUUGA